Oncorhynchus masou masou (cherry salmon) is the source of this 6283-nucleotide messenger RNA. Its product is annotated as atrophin-1-like. Gene Ontology annotation, cellular component: nucleus. Lineage: Eukaryota; Metazoa; Chordata; Actinopteri; Salmoniformes; Salmonidae. Gene Ontology annotation, molecular function: transcription corepressor activity. The record is from RefSeq and is a predicted model, not a curated record.
GCUUGACUGAUCACACUGUAGCUAGCUCCCCCGACACUGUGCAGAGUAAAAGAGAGAGGUAGACCGGGAGAGAGAGGUGGAAGGAGAAGAAACGGGGUAGGCCUCGGCCUAGGUUUUAGGGGAAAGGUUUAUACACUCAAAGAAGAACCCCGUUCUAGGUAUGAAUAGAAUGGACACGGAAACUUUGAGAAUGUACUAUUAUCUAGGCUAUUAUGGCAUUAUUCAGUUCGAUGCUGUUUGACUACACGUUGGGCUGCAUGCUGUAGCCAUUUGCCUAUCAAUACAAUGACGGGGAGAAGUUUUAGAACAAAGGGAGAAAAGGUGCGCGUGCUGCCCCUAUGUGUGCAUGUCAACGUACAGUAUAAACCGAGAGAGACGGUUAAAGAAAGGGAGAGUGAAAGGGGACACGCAUCGCUGGAUAUCAUAGGUUGUAGAAGCUCAGAUGGUGGUGAGGUGAUUUUCAGUCCUCCAGAGAAAGACAAGGACACCACUUCAUUCACUGCUAUGGCCUGUGGGGAGGGAUGGACAUCAUAAAGGAGUAACGAUGAAAACUCGAACUCACAAAGAAUCGAUGCCAAUGCGCAGUGGGCGGAGGCGGGGGGGAAGCAACGAGGAGAGGAGGGGUAGACGCCCGCAUCCCAGCCCUUCUCGUGCAGAACGAAACGACAGGCAGACGCAAAGAGCUGCUGGUGAGGAAUUGGCUGUCAGUCGCUUCAAUCACAGAUCGCAAGGCCAUGAUUCGUCAGAGAGUGAAGGGGAGGAACUUGUGCCUCCACCAAAGAGGCAGAAAGUCCAGGAUUCUUCCUCUGUCUCCAACCCACCGACUUCAACUCAUUCAACUGACAGUACUCCCCCCACUAUACCGCCCCCACCCUCGGCUCCCAGACAGUCACGUGACAGUGACAACGAGGAUGGUCAAUCCCAGGGCAGCAGGAGCUCAGUUGUAGGGAGCUUGGCCAAUAGUCUGAGCAGUGGGCGGGACAUCGACCAGGACAAUCGAUCUUCCUCCCCGAGUCUAUCUGCCUCGCCUCCAGCCAGUUUAGACUCUGACUCUGAUGGUCCAGACUCACCAAAGCAAGGAGAGGGGGAACGGGAGAAAAGGAAAGAGGGAGGAGUGGGGAAGACAGGAGGAGAGGAAAGGAGAGCAGCCAGAGAGGGGAGAGGGGAUGAGUCUUGCGGGGAUGGAGAAAGGAAGGAUGGAGGAAUGGAGGACAGCCCUUCUCUGAAGCUGCCAUCCUCCUCCAUCUCUUCCUCUGCUCCUGUUCCCUCUCUCCGCGGAGCAGGGGAUUCAGCCAAUGACAGCAAUAGUGGCAGGAAGUCCUAUUUCUCACAGGACUCCAAGCCGGUAAGCAAGAUGGAGUAUGGACCGGCCAGCGCUGAAAAUGUGCACAGUGGCAAUCGAAUGAACUCCAAAGCUAAAGCUCAGUGCGUGACCAAGGCAACUGUCGCCGGGGGAGACUAUCCCCACGGCAACCCCAACAUUCCACACCCCCCUCCACCACCCCUUCCUCCUCCACCAGCGCUGAAACCCUUAGAACCAGGGGGGCAGAACCUGCCCUCAGAAGUCAAGGUAGAGAGAGAGAAAAUGGAGAAAGGUGAGAAACUGAUGGACAACAAGACGGCUCCUCCCUCUCUGUUACCCCAAACCAGCCCAUUACCCCCCUCCCAGCCCCCGCCCCACCCCCACCACUACAGCCCCACCGGAUGGCAGGGAGGCACCGCAACCGGUUGCCAGGGGAGCUGGGGCUACACCCGUUACUCUGGUAACCACCACGCUCACCAGCCGCAGCACCAACCCCCAGUGCAGCAGCAGCAACUGCCAUCCGUCUACAACCCCCCUUCCUCCCGUCAUUCGUCCUCCUCCCACCCCCCUUACCUCCCCCACCCCCACAAGGAGUACCUCCCCAGGUACGCUUCAGGGGGAGGGGAAAGGGAGAGGGGGGCGGCCGGCGAGAGGGAGAGGGGGGGAGUGAGGGUGGAGUAUGGGGGGAGGGAGAUAGGUAGGGAUUUCUCGGCUAGUAGUGGUAGUAACAGCAGCACUUCUGGUGGGAUGGGGGGUCCUAAUGGGGUACAAGGGAGGGAGUUUGGGGGUCAGAACCGGGAUUACUCAGGCCUUGGACCUCAGGGCUCUGUGAGAGACCCCCCCAUGGGUCCUGGGGGAAGAGAAUUUGGACCGGGGGUGUUCAGAGAAAGAGAGAGGGAUAGAGAGAGAGAGAGGGAGGGAGAGAGGGAUGUAGGAGGAAGGGAGUUUGCUUUACUGAAUCGUAAUGAGAAUCAGAACAGAGAGUUUGGACCCACCGGUGCUGGGGGAGGAAGGGGGCACCCCAGAGACAAAGAGGGGGGGCGGUGGGGCGAGUUUGGGGGCCAGAUGAGAGAGGUGGGGGGCAAUGGUAACCCCAAUAAUAACCCCUCCCCCGGAAACCCCUCAAGCUCGAGCAGUGGGUUACCUGCAGCCCCCAUGCUAAACCGCGACCCCCCUUCCUCACCCCAAAACAACCCCAGCCAUCCUACCCUGCCCCCCCACUCACAUCCUCAAAGCGCCUCCAAACGAGACUAUCCCCCAUCGAUGGACCAGGCACAGACAAGGCACAGUCCCCCCUCUGGACCAGAACACUUCCAUAGAGAGUACCCUCCUGGGGCCAAGGACUAUCCCCCUGGUGGCCCACCCUCCACCGGCCCGGCCCGUGAGUACCCCAGCCCUCCCGGAAUGACUCCAAACCUGGGCCGAGACUACCCAGGUGGACCUCAGAUCCCCCACCUGCCCCACCCCCACUUUCCAGCCCAGCAGCCCAGAGACAGGGACCGAGAGAGGGACACCAACCAGCGAGAGUCGUCUCUCUACCAAAACCGUGGUGGUCCCCCCCAUCCCCCGUCCCUUUCUCCCUCCUCUUCCUCCUCCACUCCUCAUGGACACCCUCCAAAUGCUCCUUACCCUCCUCCGCCACCUCCUCCCCCUCCCCCUCCCCAAACCUCCCUUGCUCAGCCCCAACCCCCCACCGGCCUGGGACCCAAUCACGUUCGUCCGACAAAUUAUUCUUCCUCCAAUCAGACUCCUGCAACACCCCUCUCUCCUUUACUAAGCCCCUCGACCAAUCAGAUGGGCGGGUUUCCUUCCUACCCGCCAGGCUCCUCCUCCGGGGCCAACAUGUCACUUCCUGGUUCAGGUGUGUCACCUGGCUGUCGGCCCUCACCCUUCCACAGCACUUUGAACAGCCACGCCCCCUUCAGCAGCCCCUACCACUCCAAUGGGAACAGUGGGAACAACCUGGUCCCGACUAACAGCAAUAGUAACAGUAGCAGUGGCAGCAGCCAUACCAACUCUCUCUCUCAGUCCCUCUCACCUCAAAACGCCUCAAAAGGACCCCCACCUCUUAAUAACCCCGGCAACAACAAUGGCACUUCGGCCCCUGGCUGUAGCUCCUCACUUCCUAGAGAUGGGCAUUCUGAUUCGUCCACAGGUCCCCCUCCCCCGCCUGUCAUCAAGGAGGAACCAAUAGAGGAGAGGGAGGAGAGUGAAAGCCCACCUCCUGUUUUGAGAAGCCCCUCCCCUGAGCCCAAGCCGGUGGACAUUCCGAUCCACGCCAGCCAAUCAGCACGGUUCCACAGGGUUCUAGAUCGGGGCAGUGGAAACUCCUGCGCCCGCAGCGACGUUCUCUUUGUCCCCCUGGACGGCUCCAAACUGUGGAAGAAGAGGAACGAGGUGAUCGAGAGAGCCCGGAGAGAGGUGGAGCAGAGGGCAAGAGACCUGAGGGAGAAAGAGCGGGAACGAGAGAGGGAGAGAGAGAGGGAGCGGGACCUGGAGAGGCAUCUACAACAACAGAAGGACAAUAACAAUGCAAAUAUACAACGCCAGGGAUCCUCUCUCUUCUUCCCCUCCUCCUCCAUCCUCCUCGACCCAAACUCCUCUUCUUCUAACCCUGGGUCUCACCCUCAACCUCACCCCCAGCAGCACCACUCCCACCCUCACCCUCACCCCCACGCUCACCUCCACCACUCCCACCUCCACCCCUCCCUCUCUCAACACAUCCCACACUCCCUCCUCAUGCAGUCAAUGGGGGGUUCAACGGUGGUUGGCCCACAGGGGGCUCUGGGGAUCGGGUUAGGAGGGCCGUACCUGGGCCCUGACACCCCCGCACUGCGGACCCUGAGCGAGUACGCCCGGCCCCACGCCAUGUCCCCCCUCGGGGCUAGUCGCCAACACCAACACCCACAUGUCCACCAUCAUGGCCACCCCCAUGUCCACCCCUCCUUCUUCCUCCCCCAGUUCCAGAACCAUGCUCUGGCCCACCCACAUCACAUGCCUGCUGAUGCAGCCACAGCGGCAGCUAUCUUGGGUUUCCUCUAUGGGGGCAGUAUGGAGGGAGGGCCAGGGGGGCAUGGAGGAGGACAUGGGGGGAUGGGGGGUGCAGGGUUAGGGGGGAUGGGGUUUCCCCAUGCAGUGGCAGCCCACCGUGAGCGCAUGAAGCCGGGGUUUGAGUUUAAGAGUGAGGACAGGGUGUACCAGCCGGGCUCCUUGGGAGAUCCUACGGCUCUCGCCCUCGCCCACUCCCACUCGCAUGCCCACGCACACGCUCAUGCACAUGCUCACUCCCUACUGCUGGGGGGAGGGGGUGGAGGUGAGGUGGCCAUUUAUGGCACCCCCCCUCCCCAGGCUCCUCCACCCCCUCCACCGCCCCUCCAGAACCCAGCGUUAGCCCCAGUGAGUCGCCUCCCUAACCCUCCUCCCGCCCCUCAGUCCCUCUCCAACCCUACCCCCUUCUCCCUGCUUCCUCCCUCGCUACCCUCUCACCCUGCACCUGCACCAGCCCCUCCACCCCCAGUGCCCGUAGCUGCACCUCUGCCCGCUCCUCCUCCACCCUCCUCUAACCCUGUUUCAUCCCUCCAUCACCCAGCACCACACUCCUUUCCCAGCUCCCUCCCCCCAUCUCACCCCCCACCUGCCCCGGCCCUAGUGACCGCCCCUCCCGAUACCUACCCCCCUCUCACUCGUUCCCCCACCACCUCUGAGAGAGAGAGGAGUGGAGAGAGGGAGAGAGAAAGAGAGCGAGACAGAGCGGGGCUGCCAGCCGGUGGAGAGAGGGGACGAGAGAGGGAGAGGGAGCGAGAAAGAGAAAGAGAAAGAGGGGGAAGCAAUGGAAGUGGAGGAAGUGGUGGAAGUGGAGGAGGAGGAACAGGAGGAGGAGAGAUUCCGGGGCGUCUUCAGAUGUUGAACGUCACGCCUCAUCAUCACCAGCACUCACACAUCCACUCCCACCUGCACCUGCACCAGCAAGACACAGCGGCGGGCGGGGUGCACCCCCUGAUGGACCCGUUGGCGUCGGGGUCUCCCCUGGCCCGCCUGCCCUACCCAGGGGCAGCGCUGGGCACCCCCAUCCUGGCACACCCCCUCACUGAAAGCGAGGUGCUACGACAACAGCUCUUCGGAGCUCCGUUCCGUGAGCUGCCCCAGCCCUCCUCUCUGACAGGUUCCAUGUCAGCGGCCCACCAGCUCCAGGCCAUGCAGCAGGCCCAGAGCGCAGAGCUGCAGAUCCAGAGACUGGCUCUGGAACAGCAGUGGAUCCACCACCACCACCAUCACUCCCUCACCCAGGACGAGUACUACAGCCACUUAAAGAAGGAAAGCGACAAGACCCUGUAAGGGAGGAAAAAGAGAGGGGGAACAAGCCCACGGAAGACAAACUCAAAGGAGGAAGAAAGGAGAGAAAUAUCUGCAAAGGAAGAAGAAAACAACAAAACAGAAGCACUAAGAACAAUGAAGGAAGCAUCAAACCGUAGGAACAUGAGGAGAAAUGAAGUGAUGUCGAAACCAGAUGAAAAAAGGGAGAGAGGGAUGAGAGGAGUGAAAACGUUGCUCACAAUCUGUGUUGUCUGUACUAUACCAUCGUCCCAGACUCUGGGCGCAUCACAGCGUAUGUUGUUCAACUCCAGUUUUGUAUUGUGCCCUGUACAGUAUACUAGGUGGGAGUAGCAAUAUAAUGCAGUACAGUCUGGUGUAAAUGACCUUAUGCCAGGAAGAAUGUGUACAUGAGGCUCUCUGUUAUGUCAUUGCAUGUAGCUAGGCGCUUAUUCUGAACUGGUUGAACUCCUGGUUCUACUUUUAGUAAUUCCUCUCCUUCCUAACGGACGGGUGGUGUAUGAGUGUGCAUGAGACCAGCGAUUAACAAGUGUCAUAUUAUGUUAACGAUUAGUUAUAUUGUUAUUAUUAUUCAUGUCUGUUUGUUGAUAAUUGUAUAAUUCUAUAUACAUAUUAUUUGUAUUGUUAUUUUAUUACAUUUUCAUGGUA